AUGCCAUUCAAGUACAUCACAAUCCUUGCACUUUUCGCUGCUGCCGUCAAUGGCGGAGUAUUACCAUCAUAUUAUCAGCAUCAUCCUGAACCAGCUCCCCAAGUAUAUCAUCCUGUUGCAGUUCCCACAACCGUUGUUAAAACUGUUGCUCCCGUUGCUUAUGCCCAUGCCAAGCCCGUUGUGGUGAAACAUGAUGUCCACUAUGAUGAUCAUCCUCAAUAUAAUUUCAACUACGAUGUGAAUGAUGAAUAUACCGGUGAUGUCCACAGCCAUACGGAAGAACGUGAUGGUGAUGUUGUUCGUGGUGAAUAUUCAUUGAUUGAUUCUGACGGUUACAGACGUGUUGUUCAAUAUACCGUUGAUCCUCAUAGUGGAUUCAACGCUGUCGUUAACCGUAUCCCCUUGGACCAGGUAAAGACAAUUGUUAAGAAAGUUACCCCCGUAACUUAUGUUGCUCCAACUUCCACAAUUGUUAAGCAAUAUCACGCUGUACCACAAGUCUAUCAUGAACAUCAUUAG
Molecule: messenger RNA, 519 nt
Organism: Musca vetustissima
Lineage: Eukaryota; Metazoa; Arthropoda; Insecta; Diptera; Muscidae
Product: larval cuticle protein A2B-like
Exons: 2
Coding region: 1-519 (172 amino acids)
Cellular component (GO): extracellular matrix
Source: RefSeq, a predicted model, not a curated record